Molecule: messenger RNA, 842 nt
Organism: Hyaloscypha bicolor E
Lineage: Eukaryota; Fungi; Ascomycota; Leotiomycetes; Helotiales; Hyaloscyphaceae
Exons: 2
Coding region: 160-669 (169 amino acids)
Biological process (GO): attachment of mitotic spindle microtubules to kinetochore; meiotic sister chromatid segregation; homologous chromosome segregation
Cellular component (GO): chromosome, centromeric core domain; nucleolus; mitotic spindle
Molecular function (GO): microtubule site clamp; protein binding
Source: RefSeq, a predicted model, not a curated record
GGGUAUUAACUAACUUCCUUAGUUUCUAACAACCUGAUUGCAACUCUCAAGGCAGAUGUUGCUGCACAGACGGCAUUGGCUAAGGAUUCAAGUGUCUUGAAGAAGAAACUCGAUACUCAGAAGAAUGAGAUUGCUUCCCUACAAGCACAGCUUGCAAGGAUGACCGUUUCGUUAUCGGAGGCACAGUCAGAAAAUAAGACAUUGUCUGCAAAAUUGGCUGCAAAUCGAACCGCUGCUACCUCAGUCGAGAGCACAACCAGCAAGGUCCCAAGUAGUGCGGUCAAAGCUAAUGGUGGCAUCCGGAUGGUUGGAUCUGCAGAGGCUGCUCAGGUAGCACAAGCAGCCCAGCUUAAGGAAGACAUCUACAGUGAUCUCACUGGUUUGAUUAUCAGAAGUGUGAAGCGUGAGGCUGAAGAAGACGUUUUUGAUUGUAUUCAGACCGGUCGUAACGGCACUUUACAUUUCAAAUUAGCUGCCGGAAACGAGAAGUCCGCCGACAGCUAUGACGAUGUGCAAUGCAGUUACAUCCCACAGCUUGAUUCAAGUAGGGAUAGAGCUUUGAUGGAGUUACUUCCAGAUUAUCUUGAGGAUGAAAUCACAUUCCCAAGACCACAAGCUGCGAAUUUCUAUGCCAGAGUUGCUAAGGCCUUGACGGACAAGGCCGCUUGAGGAAUGUUUUGAGAAUAGUGAGGAGUAAUGAGUUUGAACGGUGGGCAUGAGGAGUUAAGGAGCAUUGGACGUCCAUGUUAGACUUAUUGGCGUAAGAGCAUGCAUUUUUGAUUGUUGUAUUAUACCUAGUUCGAUUCCGCCCUGAACAUGGAAAUUCCCUGAGGCUGGUCUAU